AUGUCCUCGAGGCGAGCCAUUUACGUGAACCCCGCCGCCGCAGGCGAGGGCUGUGAACCUCUUCCGGCCGUGGGUGUUGCGAAAUUCCACCAGUCGCUCCCCAAUUAUGCUCCAACCUCCCUUGUUUCCUUGCCAGAGCUUGCGACCGAACUGGGAGUGCGAUCAGUCUUCGUCAAAGAUGAGAGUAACCGAUUUGGCCUGCCCUCUUUCAAAGUCCUCGGCGCAUCGUGGGGUUGUUUCCGUGCGAUUGUGGACAAGCUCGGGUUGCCAACAACGGUGACUCUGGAAGAGUUAUCUACGCAAGCGAAAUCGCAGUCGAUCACCCUUGUCGCAGCGACGGAGGGAAACCAUGGGCGGGCAGUCGCUUUCAUGGCCCGGCUGCUAGGCAUCGAAUCAGUGAUAUUUGUUCCACGCUCGAUGGACAACUUCACACAGGGCCGUAUUGCAGGCGAGGGCGCCCAAGUGGUCAUUGUCCAAGGAUGCUAUGAUCAAGCUGUCCAGGAAGCAUCGGAGAAAGCGCAGCAGAGGAAGGAAAUUCUUCUUAUCCAAGAUACUGCUUUUGAAGGGUAUGAAGAUGUUCCGGCAUGGAUUGUGGAAGGUUAUUCCACGAUGAUGGACGAAGUUGGAGAACAGCUUUCUCAACUGGGCCUCUCAGCGAAUGUCAUGGUGACGCCCGUCGGGGUUGGAAGCCUUGCACAUGCAGUUGCAAGGUACUGCAAGUCCAGAGCCUCCCCGAUCUCAGUCAUCGCAGUUGAGCCGGACUCGGCUCCCUGCUUGUCAUCGAGUCUACGUGCAGGGAAGCCUGUCUCUGUGCGAACCUCGUCUACUAUCAUGGAUGGCAUGAACUGUGGAACUGUCUCAUCCACCGCCUGGCCAGAUCUGCAGCGCCUUGUCGAUGCCGCUGUUACAGUCUCAUCCCAUGAAAGUCAUAUCGCGGUUCAGUUUCUCAAUUCCAAUUCAGUGGCGGCUGGUCCCUGUGGUGGUGGACCUCUCGCUGCACUGCAUCGGAUAGCCUCGGAACAAGGAGCAUCUUCAAUACUCACUGAGGAUUCUGUUGUUGUUCUACUCAGCACUGAAGGUGCUCGAAUGUACCAGGUCCCUCGAGAUGUGUCCGCCGAAGAUGCAGUCACUCUCACGCAGGCACUCACUCAGAUAAACUCUUCGAACCCUACCUUAUCUGUGACUGAUGGUGUUGGGGAGAGUGAAAUUGCUGAUUUUAUUUCAGCAUGGCUUGCUCACCGAGAUAUCGAAUUUCAUCGCGUAGAGCCCACCGCCGGACGCCCGUCUGUUGUGGCUAUUCUCCGCGGAAGUGGUGGGGGCAAGUCGAUUAUGUUCAACGGCCAUACCGAUACCGUCACGCUUUCUAGCUACGAUAAGGAUCCCCUCUCCGGAGCAUUGGGAAUGAAAGAUGGCCGGGAGGUCGUUUUUGGAAGAGGAAGUUUAGAUAUGAAAGGUGGUUUAGCAGCGGCCCUCGCCGCGCUUGCCACCAUUAAGGGCAGUGGCCAAGUCCUCCGGGGAGAUAUUAUUGUCGCUGCUGUGUCUGAUGAAGAGGAUAAGUCCCUAGGCACACAAGAUAUCCUGGCUGCUGGCUGGCGAGCUGAUGCAGCGGUUGUUGCUGAGCCGACAAUGAACGCGAUAGUGACAGCACACAAGGGCUUUGUGUGGGUGGAAGUGGACAUACUCGGAGUUGCUGCCCACGGUUCGGAUCCACUAGCUGGUCGGGAUGCGAUUCUACAUACUGGCUGGUUCCUGAACGCCCUUGAAUCCUAUCAAGCAAACCUUCCUGUGGAUAACCUUCUAGGCCAGGCGUCUAUGCACUGUUCAUUGAUCCAGGGAGGCGAAGAGCCGUCUUCAUAUCCUGGGAAAUGUACGAUCACAAUCGAGUUCCGAACAAUUCCAGCCCAAACAGGAGAAUCAAUCAUGACCGAUAUCUCUGAAAUACUUCGCAACAUCGCGAGAGAAAAAUCACAUUUCCAAUACGAAGAACCUCGUGUUACGAUGACCCGCCCGACGCAGAAGCUUGCGAUAGAUCAUCCUCUUGUUGAAAAGGCUUUGGAAUGUGCAACUACGGCAUUCGAAAUCAAACCGACAGUUCAAAGCGUUCCAUUCUGGUGCGAUGCUGCAUUGUUAAGCGAGGCCGGAGUCCCAUCAAUUGUGCUUGGGCCGGUUGGCGCUGGUCUACACAGCAAGGAGGAAUGGGUCGAUGUUAAAAGCUUGCAGCAGAUUCAGGAGGCCUUUACGCUUCUGGCUCAAGAUUUCUGUUCCUAA
Messenger RNA from Penicillium macrosclerotiorum, 2268 nucleotides. Its product is annotated as Peptidase M20. NCBI's taxonomy places the organism in Eukaryota, Fungi, Ascomycota, Eurotiomycetes, Eurotiales, Aspergillaceae. Gene Ontology annotation, molecular function: hydrolase activity. The transcript has a single exon. The record is from RefSeq and is a predicted model, not a curated record. Bases 1 to 2268 code for a protein of 755 amino acids.